Messenger RNA from Alternaria hordeiaustralica, 678 nucleotides. RefSeq lists its product as uncharacterized. The record is from RefSeq and is a predicted model, not a curated record. Lineage: Eukaryota; Fungi; Ascomycota; Dothideomycetes; Pleosporales; Pleosporaceae. The transcript has a single exon. Bases 1 to 678 code for a protein of 225 amino acids.
AUGGCUAUGUGGGCUCAGAAAGAGAUUGGCCAUUAUCCCGAGGACCCAAAGUCGAAGGGGGUUAAGCCUAUCGCAGCACCUCGACGAGCCGACGGCACCUCUCUCAAUGACCCAGCGGGCGCCGCCGACGCUUCCGACGAUGCAGAGGAAACUGAACUGGACUACCAGCCCUCGGAAGGUUUCACAACGCCAAACUGCGGCUCCAGGAUGAGCUCAGUGGAGCAACCUCUUCCAGUUCUGAACGUCAGUUGCGUGGAUGACGCGAGCGCCGUCCCGGCAGACGUCUUCGGUUCUGCAACGAAUCAGGUCUAUUCAACGUUCUGUCGCGGUACAGUCAAUAAUGGCAAUCAACUGGAGUGGAUGGCUGACAUCUUUGGCAAUCUCACCGGGCUGUCUCCGAGCCAAAAUUCACGAGUCAAAAGAUUCGCGCAUUUAGCGAGAGCCGAUGGGCCGGAGCAGUUUACCAAUUGGCAAUUUAAGCUCGAUUGGGUGCCAGACAAGGAUUCGUUCGACGCAGGCCAGUGCUACUUGGACUGCGAGACUGCCUUCCAAGUAUUUGCCGCAACGCCGCAAUGCUCUCAGAAAGGAGACGAGAAGAACUUGAUGUCACUUUCGGGACAAAUCGACGUUGGCUGUGGCAUGUACGGUUAUACUGUCAAAGGCAUAGCUAUCUCGUAG